Messenger RNA from Amoebophrya sp. A25, 2963 nucleotides. The record is from the annotation of a GenBank genome assembly. Lineage: Eukaryota; Dinophyceae; Syndiniales; Amoebophryaceae.
AUGGCUUCUUCUCCCACUGCCCCCGCUGGCGGGCCUGGGCCUUCGCCGGUCCUCAGUACGGUCCUGAGGCCUGGUGAAACCCCUCUAGAAGCAGCUUCGAGAGGCGAAGAGGCGCUAGCGGAAGCCUACAGCAAAAUGGUCCACACCCUGGAGACGGAGAAGCAGAAGGCGCAUCAAGCGUGGGUUCUAGUAGAAGAACGAUAUACGAAAAUGGAAGAGUGGUGCGAAAUUUUGAAGGGGCAGACGGAAGAUUAUGGACAGUGGUCUUUUUAGAUUUAUCAAUAAGUGAUUUUUGGAGAAGACGCACGGUGGAAUUCAUUUUUUUGUACCUCCCUGAAGCAUGUCAUUUGUUUAUUUACCACUCAUGAGACUCAUGGUAGAGAUUCUACUGGUUGCUAAAGUCGGGCUAGUAAAUUAGGAUGAUUGAUGGUGAAUGCUCCAUGAAGAUUUCAGGUUCAACAUCCGCAUACUAUUUUUGAAGUAGAUACCCACCCUUUAAGAAAAAUGGUGCGCAGCUGAGCGUGCGAAGAUUGCAGAUGCAUGGAAAGAAAUAGAGGAUACGCGACACAGACUCCACGUUCUCACGCCCACAGAGGAUAAAAUCCUAAAGAUAAAUUGCAGUGGAGAAAAGUUCCAAAUCAAGAAAGGUAAUGUUGAAAGUUUUUCUCGUCAUUUUUCCUGGAAUGUAAAUGCGAUGCUGCAGUUGCGGUUGGUUCUUCUAAAGUAGAUUUUGUUAUAUCAUACAAUACCAAUUGCAAUUCCUUCGCGUCACUGCUUUUACUUAUCCAAUCAACAAGGUGCCCUCGCAUGUGUCCCAGAUUGUCAUUUGAAUGCGAUGUUCGGAGAGGAAAGCACACUCGAAAAGGACGAUCUCGGACGCUUCUACCUGGAUUUCAAUCCUGUUUGCUUUGCCCUCAUACUCGACUUCAUCAAGAACAAGGCGCUGGCAGAGAAAAGUAUCAUCUAGACUUCUGCUCGUUCCCAGUGUUACAAAAGAGAUUCUCAGGGUAGUGUCACUGUCACAGUUCAACCUAUGUCGUUCUGCAAGCCUAUCCCUGUCCCUACACUACAGGUGGGUAUCUCCUAUAAUCUCCUGUCUUUGAACAAGUCUUCCAACAUGCUGAUGUAACUAAUUAACUUACACCCCGUGAGUGGGUACAUCUAUCUAUCUAUCUAUCUAUCUAUCCCACCCACCUCCCAGAUGCAUCUCCGCCUCUGCCUCUAAUUCCGAAGGAACACAAAGGAAACAUGGAUGUGCUCUGCGAGGCUUUGAAAUUCCACUAUUUCUUGCCCCCGAAUGAGAUGCUUCUGAAACAUGGAACUUCGUUGAUAGUUUCCUUAUGGCACGAUAUGUUCUGAGGUGCACAAAGGAUCAGUGCAGCUUGGUGUGUUUUUCUUCCUCCUGAUGACACUUUCCAACCUGUUUAGUCUCGUGAGUACCACAACUUGCCCACCCACAUGCCUGCUUCUAACCAAGUCCACAGUCGUUGAGUCGAGCGUUGAUGGGUGGCAGUUUAUCUCUGGCCAAUAUCCGCUACGAUCGACGCAGCGUUCGUAUUUCGAGGUCAAGGUAGAACGCAACGCGGAUACUAAAGGUGGUUUGGCGAUUGGAGUGUGUGGAAAGCAACCUAGCGGCAAUGAUAUCCACCAUUUGAAACAGAGACUAGGUAAUUAUAGUAGUUUUAGAUCAUCGUGUUGGUAGUUUCUCGAAAUGGACUUGUUAGGAAAUGAUUUCGAGAGUAUCUAUUUAAUUCUAAUAGAUACAUAGCCAUAGCUGCACUCUCAAGCUCAACGCUACGGUCAUCAAAGGUAUCGUCUACAAUAGUUCCAACGGAAUUAUUGACACGGAGGCGACCGCAGUAACAGACGGCAUGAAGCAGGUGAUGUUUAAAGAGGGGUGCGUCGUUGGCGUCGAAUAUGAUCCGCAGAAAAACACAGUUUCCUGGUUCUUCAAUACGCAUUAUGGCUCCUGUGGUAAGGUAAAUGAAUGAAUGGCUCAUCUGGAUGUUCACUUUUAUAGAUUUGAGUAGAACGAGUUCUCUCCAUCACUAUCACUAUCUUUUUUCGUGUACGAGAUACAGAUGGCAUCAAUUAUAUCAACAUUUCUACUCCCCAAAGUCAGUACUAGGACUGGACUAGUUACGACUAGAUUAUCUCGAUCUACUCGCCUGCUCUAACCUGAGUUGAUCGGCACCUGUGGCGUGAACCAUGCGAUCAUGCACGAGUUUGGCGUGGUAUAUCCGGUUUUCGGAUUAUACGCUAAAGGCCAGAAAAUUCGAGUGGAUUUCCAAGCACUACCACCACCAAAGAUUUCGGCUCAUUAGAGGUGGUGGAGCAGUUGUUGUGGAGCGGGUCCUCAUGCGGACAACGUUUGGAGGGGUAGGGGGGAUGCUGCAAAACAAAAGAUUUGAAGAGUUGCAAUUUCAAUGAUGAGCAUCAGACAUCAGAAAAGUAGUACGAAAACGAAAUUAACAUGAUUGAAGAUAGACGCUAGUAGCGAGUCUAGUAAAGGUAGAAGAUAUGCAUAUUUGAAAUAUCCAGUUGCAUGUAAAACAUGCAACUGGAUAUAUAUUAUGCUGAAAUUUAUUGGAAAUUCUAGUAUUGGAACAAAUUCAUUCAGUGUUAAUUAUAUAUACCGAUUUGUACAAAGUUUUGUGCUCAUCCAAGUAAAAAAAAUAGAAGUUUGCAUACAGAUAAACAUCAAAGUCAUCAAAGAAACAAACUAUUCCGUUCGAAGAACAUAGAAGCGUAAAAGUACGAUAGGUGCAUAAGCACAGAAAAGAUGAUAAAAGCUCAAAAACAAAAUUCCUUUUUAAAACCUCCAGUGUACGAUUUUCUUUGGGUCUGUCGUAUGGAUUCAGGAUAGCGUUGCGCAGAUGAGAUUACUUAUUUCCAAGUGCAACCAGCAUUGCCUGCAUCAAGGAAUACAGCCGCGAGGCACUCGUUUAUUAACUCCCUUCAAG